CUUUUUAUUCUCUUUAUCUCUGUGCAUAACCCAAUGACAAGAACAACACUAGUCACCAACUUAUUAUAACUCUUCAUCCAUUUUCUCUCUCUCAAAGUCACCCCCCAAAUUUUUUUAUUUUUUUUUUUAACUUUGAAUGUGACUCAGGAUAGAGAGAGGGCGAGACAGAUAAAGAGAGCUUGAGGAAGGAUUUAAGCAGAUCUGCAAGAAACACUCUCUCAGGUAAGGUGAGAACUCUAAAAUAUGAAUUUACUCAUUUGACUUCUGAAUUGUGAAAGUUUGUUUGUUUGGUUUUAAAUUUCCAAAGCUUUUCUUUUGAUCAAUUACAUGUUCAUUGCAUGUGAUGUGAGCAUGAUCUCUUAUCUGGAUAUAAGAUCUUCUCCUUCUUCUGCUUAUGGAAAGAAAAAAACAUCAGUUUUAUCGAAAGUGCAACUUAUGAUUUGAUCACAAUUCUUUUUCUCUCUGGUGUUUACUUUUUUUCCGUAGAAUCAAACCGGCGGCGACAGUGACGGCGGCGAAAAGCGGCGGUGUUGGCCGCAAAAACGAUGCAAAACCAGCUAUGGUCAUUACCGCUAACGAUUUAUCAAAAUGGGAAAAUUUUCCUAAAGGACUUAAGGUUCUUCUUCUCCUCAACGGCUGUGACAGCGACGGAGAUGGCUCCUCAGCCGCCGAGACUCGAUCAGAGCUCGAAUCAAUGGACUAUAUCGUUACUACAUUCACCGAUGAAACUGAAGCACUCUCUGCGGUUGUCAAGAACCCGGAGAGCUUCCACAUUGCCAUCGUCGAGGUGAAUAUGAGCGCUGAGAGUGAGAGUUUCAAGUUUCUUGAGGCUGCCAAAGACGUUCUUCCUACUAUAAUGAUUUCAACCGAUCAUUGCAUCACUACUACAAUGAAAUGCAUAGCGCUUGGUGCAGUUGAGUUCCUACAAAAACCGCUCUCACCGGAGAAAUUAAAGAACAUUUGGCAGCAUGUUGUUCAUAAGGCAUUCAAUGAUGGUGGAAGUAAUGUUUCGAUAUCACUUAAGCCAGUGAAAGAAUCCGUUGUCUCGAUGCUUCAUCUUGAGACCGACAUGACAAUCGAGGAGAAAGAUCCAGCGCCAUCAACACCGCAAUUGAAACAAGAUUCACGGUUACUAGACGGUGAUUGCCAAGAGAACAUAAAUUUCUCGAUGGAAAAUGUAAAUUCCUCGACCGAGAAAGAUAACAUGGAAGAUCAUCAAGACAUCGGUGAAUCUAAAUCAGUCGACACUACAAACCGCAAAUUAGAUGACGACAAAGUGGUUGUCAAAGAAGAGAGAGGAGACAGUGAAAAAGAAGAAGAAGGUGAAACCGGAGAUCUCAUAAGCGAGAAGACAGAUUCAGUUGAUAUUCAUAAGAAAGAAGAUGAGACUAAACCGAUUAAUAAAUCAUCCGGGAUCAAGAACGUGUCUGGUAACAAAACUAGUCGAAAGAAGGUGGAUUGGACACCAGAGCUGCACAAGAAGUUUGUGCAAGCAGUUGAGCAACUCGGCGUUGAUCAAGCGAUACCCUCGCGGAUUCUUGAGUUGAUGAAAGUAGGCACCUUAACAAGACACAAUGUAGCUAGUCACCUUCAGAAAUUUCGGCAGCAUAGGAAGAAUAUUCUUCCAAAGGAUGAUCAUAACCAUAGAUGGAUACAAUCUAGAGAGAACCAUAGACCAAAUCAACGUAAUUAUAACGUUUUUCAACAGCAACACCGUCCCGUGAUGGCUUAUCCCGUUUGGGGUCUUCCCGGUGUUUAUCCGCCAGGAGCGAUUCCACCUUUGUGGCCACCGCCGCUGCAGUCCAUUGGUCAACCACCUCCGUGGCAUUGGAAACCACCUUAUCCAACGGUGAGCGGUAAUGCAUGGGGUUGUCCGGUUGGACCGCCUGUGACCGGAUCAUAUAUUACUCCUUCGAAUACUACCGCCGGCGGAUUUCAAUAUCCCAACGGAGCUGAAACCGGCUUCAAAAUAAUGCCGGCGAGUCAGCCGGUUAGUGUCAACAAUUCUCUAUUUUCUUUUUAAGACAUAAAAAUUCCUAAUUAAUUAAUAAAAAAUAAAAUUUGCCGGGUCGGGUUGCGAUGUAAAUGGGUCGGGUCAGGACGAGGAAAUGUUAGAUCAAGUGGUUAAAGAAGCGAUAAGCAAACCGUGGCUGCCGCUACCGCUCGGGCUAAAACCGCCGUCCGCGGAGAGCGUUUUGGCUGAGCUAACGCGUCAAGGCAUCUCAGCCGUCCCUUCUUCUUCUUGUCUAAUCAACGGCUCUCAUCGUCUCCGCUGACGUGUCCAUGAUGAAACAGAACCCGCAGAUAUGAUGACGUCAUGCGUGGCGUACUUGUCCGUGUCUGACGAUCCGAAGCGGGAACUGAUUCGGAUCCUGAGAGUUGUUUUUUAAUUGUUGUUUUUAAUUUUUUGUUGUCAUAAAAACAUUUGUCUCUAUUGGUAUUAUUAAAGAAGAUCGGACGGUGGAGAUAGAGGCAACGAUGUUAGUCUGAGGACCACAAGUGGACUCUGCGGCUGUAAGUAGAUCUCGGACACGGGAUUUUGACAAGUCGGAAUCUGACGUGUGUGCGUACUCGCUUUUGUGGGUUGUCGAGAAUUUAAUAGUUGACACUGUUUUAGGUGGAUAUGAGAUAUGAUGAUGAUAAUAAUAAAAAGGUACAACUCAAAGAUUCCGUGAUGACAUUUUGUUCUUUUUUUCUAUAAAUUCCAAGAUACACACAACAACAACAACAACAAAUAUACAUCUUUUCUUUUCUUUUUUUGCCAAGAACAAAUAUACACUUAUUCACAUCGGACAUAAAAUGUUUUACAUUACUUAGAUGUGUUUGGAUUUCUAUUUUUAACUUAUGUGAUACAUACUGAUUGCGUUAUACAAAGCACAAGAAAGUGCUAACAAAAUUAUCGAAGUAGACAAAUAGAGAGACUACGUUUUAUAUUGGGCCUAAAAAGAAGAUGUUCAGAAUUGGGCCUCGUUGAUGACUUUAUCGCAGCAUAAUGUCCAGGGGAUAACAUUUUCAGAAGAUAUCAAGAGAAAAGAGUAAUGAGUAUGACAAUAUAAGUGGAAAUUUAUUAAAAUUCGGUAAAAUGUAUACCAAAAAGAAAAAUCAGAAGAUCCUACGAGCUAGAAAACAAACAAAUAUUGCAAAUAUAAUAUCUGAAACCAAGUGGAU
Messenger RNA from Arabidopsis thaliana (thale cress), 3168 nucleotides. It is a transcript of the gene APRR2, whose product is annotated as CheY-like two-component responsive regulator family protein. The transcript has 10 exons. Bases 560 to 2023 code for a protein of 487 amino acids. The record is from RefSeq and is marked reviewed. Lineage: Eukaryota; Viridiplantae; Streptophyta; Magnoliopsida; Brassicales; Brassicaceae. Gene Ontology annotation, molecular function: DNA binding; DNA-binding transcription factor activity. Gene Ontology annotation, biological process: positive regulation of DNA-templated transcription; phosphorelay signal transduction system. Gene Ontology annotation, cellular component: nucleus.